Messenger RNA from Hibiscus syriacus, 3496 nucleotides. Its product is annotated as ubiquitin-like domain-containing protein CIP73. NCBI's taxonomy places the organism in Eukaryota, Viridiplantae, Streptophyta, Magnoliopsida, Malvales, Malvaceae. Gene Ontology annotation, cellular component: BAT3 complex. The transcript is spliced from 19 exons. The record is from RefSeq and is a predicted model, not a curated record. The coding region runs from base 280 to 3192 and encodes 970 amino acids. Gene Ontology annotation, molecular function: misfolded protein binding; polyubiquitin modification-dependent protein binding.
AAGGCGGAAGACGUGAAAAGUUGACAAUGAGGUCAUGUACGAAACGGCCAACAGCAAAACGACGCCAUAUUGGCCGUUUCCGUCCGCAUCACUAAAUGCUCCGCCGCUAGGUCUCGAAUAGAUCUUCUGGAAUCAAAUUUAGCAACCACAAACGAAGGCACACAAUUGGCAUCGUCGUAAGCAACCUCGUCCGCUCCAACCGUUGCGAUUUUCACGAACCAAACCCGCCGUUUCUUUUUGGUUGAUCGAACCGAAUUUCUCAGUUCCGGAAAAAACACAAUGGAAAUGAAGUUUUACUUUUCUUUACCUGUUCUAGGCGAUUGUAGCUGCCAAAUUGCAAUGGCAGAUCAGCACUCUAAUGAAGGUUCAGUUUUGGACAAUAUUUUUGGGGAAUCUUCAAAUGCAAUUGUAGAGCUCAAGGUCAAGACUCUGGAUUCACAGAUUUGUAGUCUUCAUGUUGAAAAAAAUACACCAGUGUCAUUGUUCAAGGAGAGAAUAGCUAAUGCAAUUGGUUUUCCAGUUGGUCAGCAACGGUUGAUUUUCAGGGGAAAGGUCUUAAAGGAUGAUCAUCUUCUUUCUGAAUAUCAUGUUGAGGAUGGAGAUACACUGCACUUAGUUGAAAGGCAGCCAGCCCAAUCACAGCCUUCAUCUGAAACAAGUUCAGGAGAGACAAAUGGAAAUAACAGUAAUAGAGAUGUUGAGGAUGGAGAUACACUGCACUUAGUUGAAAGGCAGCCAGCCCAAUCACAGCCUUCAUCUGAAACAAGUUCAGGAGAGACAAAUGGAAAUAACAGUAAUAGAGGAAGUGAUGCUAGUGCAGGCAUUCCUCCUAAUCACUUUGGGCAGAUCUUGCACAGUGUGGUUCUUGGGACACUCAAUGUUGGAGAUCAAGGUGAAGGCAUUGUUCCAGAACUUACUAGGGUUCUUGGGGCAGUUUUAAACUCUUUUGGAGUUGGAAGCCAGCCUACUGCAACUAGUACCACUAGUCAGUUUUCAACCUUCGCUCCUCAAGGAAACUCAACUGAUGGAGUGCGUGGUGGCAGGCCUGGUGGUGAGAACCAGGCAGGAAUUCAGAUUCCGUCUGCACAAUCAUUUCCUGGUCAAUCCUUUCAAGUUGAUCCUCAAUUCAUUCCGAUUCCUCUUAAUGCUGCACCAAUACCUGUCCCUUCACUUAAUACGCCAAUUCCAGAUUCUUUAAAUACUCUGUCAGACUUUAUGGACCACAUGGAGGCACACUCUCCAAAUGGUUAUCAACCACACAUGUCUACGACUAACCGAAGAGAGCAACCGAGGGUAGUGUUACCGACCGAUGCACGGGGUUUGCCGACACCUGAAGCAUUGAGCAUUGUAAUGAGACAUGCAGAACGACUUCUUAGCAGUCAUGCUAUUGUUGCAUUGUCUCAUAUUGCAGGAUGUUUGGAGCAAGAGAGGGAUUCUACUGAUCCUGCACCGAGGGGGCAAAUUCAAUCAGAGUCGACACAAGUAGGUCUUACAAUGCAACAUUUAGGUGCCCUUCUCUUAGAGCUUGGUCGAACCAUAUUGACGUUGCGUAUGGGGAAUUCUCCUGAUGAAUCUUCAGUCAAUGCUGGGCCUGCAGUUUAUAUAUCUCCUUCGAGGCCAAAUCCUAUUAUGGUUCAGCCUUUUCCCCUUCAAACCAACUCCCUCUUUAGUAGUUCCAGUUCUCCAUCAAAUGCUCUUAAUAUAGGCCCUAUUGGUAUUGGAAAUGCUCAAAGGCACAUAAAUAUCCAUAUACAUGCUGGCACCGCACUGGCACCUGUGGUUUCAGCAGUUGGUAACAGAACAAGUAAUGAAGGGGUGCAAGGAGAACUUGGCAAUAAUGGUAGUUCUGGUCCAAUGCGGGUUCUUCCCAUGCAAAACAUUAUUGCUGCUGGUCGCCCAGCACAUUCCACUGGUGUAGUGUCUAGUGCAGCUCAAUCUGCAUCCAAUGAUUCAUCUCUAUCCUCUGCCCUCGUGGAAGUGAAUUCAAGGCUUCGAGACCUUGUUAGUAAUGUGCAGGGGCAGAACCAGGUUGUAUCAGGUAAUGAUGCAGGAACUGGACAGCCUGAUAAUAUGACUGCUAGUGGAGCAGGAGAUUCUAGUGUUGCAUUACCAGCAGACCUUCGUGAAACUGAAGAACAGAAGUCACAACGGCAACAUGAUGAACAUAGUAACAAUGCUACCAAGAGUGGCAAGAGUUCAAAGGAUGUAUCAACUGGCACAGUUGGAUGCCUUCCAAGCUCAAGUGGAGAAUUCUUGGUAAAUUCAGAAAACUCUUCAGCAAGUGUUCUGAGAUCCACCGAGGAAAAUGCUAAACCUGUUCCACUUGGAUUGGGUUUGGGGGGGUUGGAACGCAAGAGACGGGUCAACCAGGCAAAAUCAUCUCUCAGUACUGGAAAUACUGGAAUAAUCAGGUCUCAUGAUCAGAGCUCGAGUGCUAGAAUGAUUUGCCAAAAGAUUUUGCAGUCACUUACAUCUCCGAGCUCUUCUGUGGAUAGAGUGGGAGAUGAUGCUUCCUCAAGUAAUCCUGGUGUUCAGAGUAGAUCAUCAGGAGUGCGAACUUCUGAUGAUCAAUUAGAUGUUGCUAAUGCUGUCUCUCAAGUUCUUGAAAGCCCUGUAAUAAAUGGAUUAUUGGCUGGGGUUUCUGAGCAGACUGGUGUUGGUUCACCAGAUGUAUUGAGGAAUAUGUUGCAGCAACUCACUCGAAGUCCACAAAUCAUGAACACUGUCAAUCAACUAGCUCAGCAAGUUGAUAGCCAGGAUAUUGGAAACAUGUUUUCAGGGUUGGGAGUACAAGGUGGUGGAAUUGAUAUGUCACGCACGGUCCAACAAAUGAUGCCUAUUGUUUCUCGGGCACUUAGUCAAGGGGCAUCUGCACCUCUGCCAUUCCAUGCUGUAGAACCUAAACCACAGGUUCAUCAUGAUGGGAGGAAGUCUAAUGCAGCUAAUUACCCUUGUGAUAGUGAUUUUCAGGACAAUGUUCGACAAAUAGCUCAGAGGAUCGAGGAAUUUAAUUCACCUUGUGACGUCUUCCAUGCCGUUGCAGAAAAUGCAGUUCAGGUAUAUGGCAAUGGGAGGAACACAGAACUUUUGAGUGAGUUAUGUGGUGAUGAGGAUCUUGCUGAGGAAUACGUCGAGAUGCUACACCAGGACAUACGUCAACGAUUUCAGGAUAAAUAUGAGGACAAGUGCUAGCAUUUCUGCAUUAUUAAAAAAAUACAUUUGUUGAAUGAAGGUCUGCCUCUAAUUACCUCCUACUGUACUGUGGGGGGCGGGGUCAUUUUCUUUGUUUUACAUCGAGGAUUCUUGUAUAAGCUUUGGCUUUCCCCGGGGGGGGGGGCUUGUUUGCUAUUUUGCUCUUCCAUGAUUUGUUUGUUCAAAUGUUUGUCUUGUUUAAUUGCAUAUUAAAUUAAAAAUUGUCAUUAUAAGAUGAUAUGCUUCCUCGUACUCGAUGAUUCUUGUACGAGGGGAGGGAAAUUUGUAAUCUUUCCCUUUUUUU